This is a messenger RNA of Dermacentor andersoni, 1732 nucleotides long. Its product is annotated as venom allergen 5-like. Lineage: Eukaryota; Metazoa; Arthropoda; Arachnida; Ixodida; Ixodidae. The record is from RefSeq and is a predicted model, not a curated record. Gene Ontology annotation, cellular component: extracellular region.
CUGAAAUCGAGUGCGCGAGCCAAGUGCCGGCCCGUGUACGUGGCCCAUUACAGUCGAGAAGCACUAAACUGGUGGCUGUGAGGGGUUGGUGAAUCUGUUUACAGCUAAAUGCUGGAAAUCUUGCUUGGUAAUCCUGCGUCGUGCUUUCACGUUGCGUCAGCUUCUGGUAUAAUGACGUUCGCUUUCACUCUGGAGAAGAAGCAAAGCUUUCGCCACGGCCCACACUUAUCCUACGAGUCGCCGCAAUUGCUGUAGGUGCGGCCAGUUGUGAACGUGACACUCGGUCGGGCUGAUGGUCCCCCCACCGCCUGCAGUUUCUGGACCGUGUAAGACCGCACUGCAUGGGAAGGGGACGCGCAUAAUGCACGCGACGGUUUUACUGCCCCGCCAAGGUGCGCACGCUGCUGGGCCGGCGUGACGCAGCUGCCCCCUGCGUGAAUAGGCGCGGCCGCGUGCCACCGCGGCCUCAAAGGGGGCAGACCAGAGGCCGGCAGCUGUGCACCCCCGUCGACAGCGACGGACCACUUGGGCCGCAGUGUCUACGACGCGGGUGUUGGCACUGUGGCGGUAACCUCGCGAUGUGGCUGGUAGUUACCGUCUGGGUGGUAGUGGCCAUUCUAACCUGCGGCCCCAGCGCCGUCUUGGCGCAGCCCUGCAGACCCGCCUACUGGAACACGCGAAACGGUGUCGUGCACACUGCCUGCCAGCCACGCAAUCGCAACUGCACUAUCCUGGUGCGGGGUCUGUCGAACCACGAGAAGAAGGACUUUCUGCGGCGCCACAACAAACUACGGAGCCUUGUAGCCAUGGGCCGGCUCAGGGGCUACAAGCCCGCAGCGAACAUGUACGAACUGGUCUGGGACGAUGAAUUGGCCGAAGUGGCGCAGGCAUUGGCCGACCAGUGUGGCGACAUGAUGCACGACAGAGCGGACGCCAGAUUCACUCGUCGUUUCCGGCUCACCGGCCAAAACUUAGCAUCGGAGCGGCGCUCGAAUGAUGUGCGGAAGAUAGGCAGCCUCGGUUUUGUGGACACGUGGUUUAAGGAGCACCGCGAUUACCCACCCUACCAAGUGAAGCAUUUCGAGCCGAGUUUCGGCCCACGGCCCACCGGCCACUUUACUCAGGUGAUAUGGGCGGACACCCGGUACCUUGGUUGUGGGUUUACCAUGUUUCGCAUGAAGGGAGACUUGAGCGUCAUGCCGUACCAAAAGCACUACGUCUGCAAUUACGCUGAUAGGGCACUGGAUAAGAACACGGAGCACUGUCAAGCUAUCGCCGCACCUACUACAAGUAGGAGAAUCCACGCCAGUCAAGAGGUAGGAGUGAGUACUUUGGGCGCGCGCGCGCCCCGACGAGGGCCUACGUCAUCCUCGAAGUCGCCGUUACUCGGCGCGGGUCUCCGCUCGCCGUUGCCGGCUCGCUGGUUCCCUGCCUUUCGAGCGCCUCGAGGACCUGCUGGACGGCCCAGAGCUGAUCGUCUCGGUCAUAGCUCAACAAGACACACUCUGCAGUCGGUGGCCAAUAGCCUUACAAGGUAAGGCUAUUGGCCAUUCGACAAGCAUACACUUGGAGCAUCUUUGGAACACAUGACACGAAGGUCAAGGCCGGCCUGGCGCCCUUGCUUGCCAAGAGGAAGUAGUGCGCAAAUGUGUAAAUUGUCUCUUUCGAUCAUGGCGUGAGACCUGCAUUUGAAGAAAAUUAAUAUAUCGCGCAAUAAAAAGACUUAAUUCAA